AUGCUUAAAACCUUGAAUAUCCGAAUCAUCCAUUACAAAACUGUAGCACCAUGUCGGCUUUUGCGCAAUCGUACCUCGUUCUCAGCCAAAUCCUAUGCGGCCUUUAGGCCAUCAUACCCACCGGUCCUCUACAAGACUUUACUCGCCUAUCACAAGUUGCCUACGCCUUCAGGUAAGCUGCUCGACUUGGGAUGCGGCCAUGGGCUCAUCUCGCGCGAGUUGAGCCCGCACUUCAAGUCCACCUUGGCGAUUGACCCUUCCGCGGGCAUGGUGAAUCAAGCCAAGGACAUGACCAAAGACCCCAAGAUUGAAUUCAAGCAUGGCUCUGCCGAGGAUCUCGACUUUGUUCCCGACUCGUCCUUGGACAUGGCAGUCGCCGGCCAGGCGGCUCACUGGUUUGAUUACACCAAGGUAUGGCCUAAUCUAGCGCGUGUGGUUAAGUCAGGAGGCACCAUGGCCUUUUGGGGCUACAAGGACAACAUUUUGCUUGGUUACGAAGAGGCCACAACCAUCAUGGAGCACUUUGUGUACGGAUUCGGCGAGGUGGCGCCCGGCGUCGAGGGCAUGGGCAAAUACUGGGAGCAGCCGGGGAGGAAUAUACUCCGAAACUUGCUGCGGAGCGUAACACCGCCAGAGAGCGACUGGGAGGGCGUGGAGAGGCUGGAGCACGAGCCGGGACAAAAGGGCCAGGAGGAGCGGAUCGCCUGGCAGACCAAGAAGAUGAAGCUCGGCGAAGUCGAGGCGUAUACCCGAACAUUUAGCUGCUUUACAGGUUGGAAGGAGGCCUACCCGGAGAGUAGGAGCAGGGCCGAAGGAGGAGAGGGAGAUGUCGUCGAUAUCAUGUGGGAUCACAUGAUUGACGCGGUGCCAGAGUGGAAGGCCAUGGGAGACAAGUGGAAAGAGGCCGACGUUGUGUCGGAUUGGGGGACUUAUAUCCUAAUGGCUAGGCGGAGGUGA
Messenger RNA from Pestalotiopsis fici W106-1, 957 nucleotides. RefSeq lists its product as uncharacterized. The record is from RefSeq and is a predicted model, not a curated record. Bases 1 to 957 code for a protein of 318 amino acids. NCBI's taxonomy places the organism in Eukaryota, Fungi, Ascomycota, Sordariomycetes, Amphisphaeriales, Sporocadaceae. The transcript has 2 exons. Gene Ontology annotation, molecular function: S-adenosylmethionine-dependent methyltransferase activity.